AUGAUGAUUUUCUCUGGGACACCAUUACAUUCCAUCGCUUUCCAGAGCUAUCAAGCGUUAAGCAUUGUAGAUUUAGCAUCAAAAUGUGCUCGAGAAAAGACAAGUCGAUCAAAGAAGAUUAAAAGAUAUGUAUUAAUUGGGGUUGCAAGUGGUGUUGGUGGUAUUCUUGUUGGUCUGACAGGGGGUUUGGCUGCACCGCUCGUUGCUACUGGUGCCGGUGUAAUUAUAGGCGCGGGUGCUGCUUCAGGAAUUGCAACUAAUGUCGGAAUUGCUGUGCUUGCAUCUAUUUUUGGUGCAACUGGUGCGGGACUAGCUGGUUAUAAAAUGAACAAGCGUGUUGGAGCUAUUGAUGAAUUUGUCAUCGAAUCUUUGACAGAAGGUAGCAGUCUCCAUUGCGUUUUGACAGUCAGUGGAUGGAUAGAAGAUGAUAGCAAGAAUGCUUUUCGAAAACAGUGGCGCCAUUUAUGGAUGUCUCGUGAGCAAUUCACUUUGCGCUAUGAAAGCAAAUAUCUCAUAGAACUUGGAAAAGCCAUUGAAUAUUUAAUGUCAUUUGCUGUUUCCGUCGCCAUACAGCAAACUCUUAUGGAAACUGCGUUAGCUGGUCUAAUGUCAGCAAUUGCUUGGCCGAUUGCAGUUCUUUCAGCAGCAAAUGUCCUAGAUAAUCCAUGGAAUGUUUGUGUUAGUCGGGCUGCUGAGGUCGGAGAUUUCCUAGCUGAAAUACUACUUCGACGUGCUCACGGGAAAUAUCCAAUCACUUUAAUAGGUUUCUCUCUCGGUGCUCGCGUAAUUUACCAUUGUCUUCUUACAAUGAGCCAAAGGGCUGAUUAUGCAGGCAUUAUUGAAGAUGUUGUGCUUCUUGGAGCUCCAGUUUCAGCUUCUUCUAGACAAUGGCAUCAAAUGUGCCGUGUUGUUGGGGGUCGGAUCAUAAACGGAUAUUCCACAUCUGAUUGGCUUCUCAGGUAC
Molecule: messenger RNA, 963 nt
Organism: Dracunculus medinensis (Guinea worm)
Lineage: Eukaryota; Metazoa; Nematoda; Chromadorea; Rhabditida; Dracunculidae
Source: the annotation of a GenBank genome assembly